This is a messenger RNA of Medioppia subpectinata, 669 nucleotides long. Lineage: Eukaryota; Metazoa; Arthropoda; Arachnida; Sarcoptiformes; Oppiidae. The record is from the annotation of a GenBank genome assembly.
AAUUCUUACGAAAAAUUCAUAGACAAUAACAACAACUUUAACAAGAAUUAUAAUUACGACAAAAAUUUCGAUAAGAAUUAUGAGAAAAAUUUUGAUAAGAAUGACGACCAGAAUAUCAACAAAAAUUAUGACAAAACUUACGAUAAGAAUUUCAAAGACCCGCCGGAAGAGACAACUAGUGAUUACGUACCCGCAGUUACCGACGGUAAACCCAUGGAGUUUAAAGUGAUUGGCCGUAAGAUUAAGCUCAAGUACUUUGAGAUUAAAGGCAAGUAUAGGGGAAACGGUGACAAUAAAUGGCUACAAAAGCUUCAGGAAAAGUUGAAUCGCUGGAAACGGAGUCCGCAAAGUGGGAAUUCAGGUCAGGAUAACUCCAUGUUAGGACAGGCGCAGAAAGUAUGGGAUCAGACUAAGAGUCGUAUCAAACUGGCCAGUGAUAUGGCCACCAAUACCAUUAAGGGGGAAAGCGUACGAUUCCGGGCCGAUGUCAACACUACUAGGAGUGUAUAUUUUCAGCCCAUAUCACUCGAGCCCUACAUAUUCUCUAAUAAGCUAGUGUUGAAACGACCGCCGGUUUCGCGGCAAGAUUUUAGGCAACAAUUGUCCGCCGGUUUGCCGGACAUUAUACUCACGCCAUGGAUCGCAUCCGAAAUUAUCCCAUACUUGGAU